Messenger RNA from Glarea lozoyensis ATCC 20868, 900 nucleotides. Its product is annotated as Periplasmic binding protein-like II. NCBI's taxonomy places the organism in Eukaryota, Fungi, Ascomycota, Leotiomycetes, Helotiales, Helotiaceae. Bases 1 to 900 code for a protein of 299 amino acids. The record is from RefSeq and is a predicted model, not a curated record. The transcript is spliced from 2 exons.
AUGACCACCAAACCCCUCCGCAUAGGCUUCGUCCCCGAGCACUUCUCCACCCCCCUUCACUACGCCACAACUCACUUCUCCCUCUCGGCGACCCUAAUUCCCUUUCCCUCCGGCACAGGACACAUGAUAACCUCUCUCCGCUCUGGCGAAAUCGACAUUGGCAUCGGACUGACAGAAGGCUGGAUCGCAGGACUCGGCAAAGACGGCGGCAGUACUGAAGGCGAUUCCAAAGACGGUGGUUACCGUAUCGUGGGAACGUAUGUGGAAACACCGUUAUGUUGGGCAAUUUCCACCGGGCCGAAACGGGAUAUAAAUGGUGUAGAGGACUUGGAGAAGAAUAAUAAAAUUGGAGUGUCGAGGAUUGGGAGUGGGAGUUAUGUUAUGGGCUUCGUGCUUGCGGAUCAAAGAGGCUGGUUGGGAAAGUCGGAGAAGCCGUUUGAGGUUGUGCCGUUGGGGACGUUUGAUAAGUUACGGAAGGGAGUUGCUGAUGGAACGGCGGACUUUUUUAUGUGGGAACACUUCACCUCAAAACGCUACUACGACAACGGCGAAAUAAAACGCAUCGGAGAGAUCUACACACCAUGGCCAUCCUGGCAAAUCGUAGCUUCCACAUCCACCUCCCCCACCGACGACCGUCUAUCUGACCUCUUCACCAAACUCGACCAAGGAAUCAAACAUUUCAACGAGAACCCUGAAGAAAGCGUGAAGUACAUCAGCACAUCCCUAGAUUACAGUGAGAAAGACGCGCGAGAAUGGCUGAAAACUGUAAAGUUCGCAAAUGGUACGAAAGGAGUAGAUGUCAGCGUUGUAGAGAAAACUUUAGGAAUAUUAAGGAAAGCAGGCGUAGUUGGAGAGAGCGGCAUGAAGGAGAAAGAAAUGUCUGCAAUCACAAGAACAUAG